Messenger RNA from Salarias fasciatus (jewelled blenny), 1371 nucleotides. Its product is annotated as olfactomedin-4-like. Gene Ontology annotation, biological process: signal transduction. The record is from RefSeq and is a predicted model, not a curated record. Lineage: Eukaryota; Metazoa; Chordata; Actinopteri; Blenniiformes; Blenniidae. The transcript has 5 exons. Bases 1 to 1371 code for a protein of 456 amino acids.
AUGAUGUUGCCACUGCUGCUGCUGCUCCCAGCAGUCCUCAGUCUGACUGCGGCCUGGAUUCCCGUGCAGGAUUGGGAGUCAGGCAAUGUGACCACAUCAGUGGGGGAGUCUGGUCAGUGCGUUUGUGAAGUCUUUCUGCCUGACACCAGCUUCCCAGCCGACCGUGUGGAGAGUGUGCAAGAAGACAGCAAGGAUUUGCUCCUGGAAGUGGAAAAUCAGAAGAACAAGGUGGUGAGCUUUGAGGGGAAGCUGGAGGACUAUCUGAAUGAGCUGAGCGAUCUGACUGAGAGACUGGAAUCACUGCAGAACACUACUGACCGAUACAUCAAACUGGACUUUGAGCUGCUCAGAAUCGAGCUCAGAGAGUUUGAAAGUCUGGUCAAUCAGCUCCACCUGUCCUUCAACUCCUCUUCACCCAUGAUCGAGAGCCUGUACACUGAGAUCCAGAACAUGACGAGCACCGUGAACCUGCUGGAGAGUUACGACAAGCGCAACCUGGAACUGAUCCGCAGGAGUUUUGCUGAGCUGCAGGAGAAGCUGGAGGAGUGCCAGAGGGAGCAAGAUGUCAACACACCAGAUAUUGGUAACUGUAAUCACAAGGGAAUCCUGAGCAUCAGCAAACCAAAGGUGGUCCAGAUCAAUGGUGAUCUGAGUUCAAGCUAUGUGUACGGAUGCUGGGGAAAAGACUCCAAACCUGAUCCUGGUUAUGAGUCCAUGUAUUUCUAUGGUGGAUCCAGCAGCACUAUCUAUGGACGCUACUACCAAUUAUACUCUGACUAUGAGAAGCUGAUUCUGAGGUCUUAUUUUAAACGGUACAGCUUAGGCAAUGAUAAAGGCAACAAUUACAUUGUUCAUGGUAAUGCCAUGUAUUACCAAGCAUAUUCACCUCUUCGGAUGGGCAAAGUGAAUCUGACUAGCCUCCAGCUCGAGUACCGGGUUAUUACCGAAGCAAGUGAGAGGUUCUCCUACAGCUUCAUAAACGAUCAGUUCCUGGACUUUGCAGCAGAUGAGAAAGGAUUGUGGGUGAUCUAUGCCUCAGAGCAGAGCAACGGUAAACUCAUCGUUGGAAAGAUCAAUGAGAACUUUCUCGACAUUGAGGAACGGCACACCACCAGUGUGUACAAGGUGCAUGCAACCAACGCUUUCAUGGCAUGUGGAGUCUUGUACGUCACCAGGUCGGUGGAUCUCACCACUGAUGAGAUCUUCUAUGCAUAUGACACCCAGACGAGCGAGGAGAAGUACCUCAACGUCCCCUUCCAGAAGUUCCGGGACCAGUAUUCCUAUCUGGAUUACAAUCCCACUGAUCAGAAGCUCUACAUGUACAACUCCGGCUACUAUGUGUCUUAUGACGUGAGAUUUAACAAAGAGUGA